UUUACGGUAAAGCAAGACGUGUAUCUUUUUUGUUGUUGUAGUAGAACAGGAAGAACAUUUAUCUGAAUACGAACCCGCAACAUGUACAGCAGAUGCUAACCUAUUGGAAUAAACUAUUUCUAUAAAAUCGGUUACUAAUGUAUUCAAGGAAGAAUGUCGUCCGAUUUAAUGUUAGACUUCGAGACUCAAGAACAACAAAUGAUGAACAGUGAAACUGGCACCAUGUCCAUCGACCAGGAUGGCGAGUGGGACAUCAGCCUGUUUGAUGAGCUGGACAACCUUGGAGAUGCAGAUGAACUUUUUCAGGCCUUGGAGUGCGUGGGAUAUGCCGGCGAUGCCCCAGACCUCGACUUUGACAUCGACCUGCCUCCCUGGAGCACUGACACAGGCAGCACCUACACAGAUGGGGAUCUGAGUGUGGACUCUCUCUCUCCUGCCCAUACCAUGAGCUCUGUGACCUCGCCUGCAUCUCGAGAGGCCCUGUCACCUUACUCCAUACAAGAGGAUCUAGGCCAAUCUCCUCAGCCCUCUCCUGCCGUCUCUGUCUGCUCCGAGUCCAGUGGCUUCUCAGAGCCCUCCCUGGCCAAGAGGGCCCCCAAGAGGACCCCCAAGAGGACCAAUCAGGCCACGCGAGUGAAGAGGCCUAUCCAGCUCACCCCCAAGGUGUCCAUCCAGCCCAGACCAGUUGUAACGGCUGUACCCCAGCAUGCUGCGGGCCCUCUCCAGACCAUCAUCAUCCAGCCCCUGCAGACCACCCUGGUGCCUCACCCCGCUGUGGUCAAACCUGCCCCUGUCAGAAUACAGCCAGCGCCACCUAUAGGUGGUCCGUUGGUGCUGUGCCAGCCGGCCCAGGUGCUGCAGAUCCACACUCCACAGGCAGUCACCGGGCACCUGGUUACCAUGCCAACACUGACCCAAGAGACGCCCGCCCCCAUUGCAGUCACACUCCACAGCCCUGGCUCUGACGAAGAUUCGAAGGUGUCCCAGAGGCAGCAGAGGAUGAUAAAGAACAGGGAGUCAGCGUCUCAGUCCCGUAAGAAGAAGAAGGAGUACCUGCUGACGCUGGAGGUCCGUCUCCAGAUGGCGCUGUCUGAGAACCAGCUGCUCAAGAACGAGAACGGCACCUUGAAGAGACAGCUGGAGGGACUACUGUCAGAGAACACGGUUCUGAAGACCAGUGCUCCUAAGAGGAGGGCCAUUUGUCUCAUGGUUGUGCUGGUGUUCCUCAUGCUCAAUGUGGGACCAAUGAGUUUGUUUGAAGGUGGCCGUGGCUCUAAACUUCAGGCUGGCUCCAUGCACAGCGGCAGACAUCUGCUGGGCUUCUCCCAAGAGACAGACACCCCGGUGGGCCCCGAAUCCCUCCGGACCACCCCUCCGACCCACAGAGCUCGGUGUCAGCAGGGCUCAUCUCAGAGUUCUGUUAGGGUUACACCUGAUCCCCUAGGGUUACCGCCUGUCAACAGGACCAAAUGCCUCAGGUUGAACCAUGAGCUGCGAGGCUGGGUCCAUCGACAUGAGGUGGAGCGGACCAAGACCAGACGCAUGAGCAACAGCCAACACCGAGCAAACAGGACUAUCCCUAAAGAGGAUAAGAAGGCUGAGGUGUCCCAGGUCCUAACAGUCCAGUACACUGACUCCACAGAGAAGAGCCCAGGUAAUGAGCUGCAGGUGUAUUUCGCUCCUCACCGCACCUACAACGACUUCUUUGACGAGAUCCAUCGCCGUGGAGACACCUUCUACGUGGUGUCUUUCCGCAGGGAUCACCUUUUACUUCCCGCUACCAGCCACAACAAAGGAAGUAGGCCCAAGAUGUCCGUGGUGUUGCCAGCCAUGAACAUUAAUGAUCGUGUGAUCAAGGACAAGGAGUUUGAGGUGAUGAUGCAGAUUGACUGUGAGGUCACAGACACCAGGAUCCUCCACAUCAAGUCCUCCAGUAUCCCACCAUUCCUGCGUGUCAACCGCACUGACACCCUGUACCCGCCUUCACCUGCGGACAGCAAGGCCACGCCUCCUGUCCAGGUGCUCAUGGGUUCCGCGUAACCUCUAUCAACCAAUCGAUUUGACGCACAAACCCGUAACUCCAACCAACCAAUUGAAACAGUGAAAAGAUGUAACAACAACAGGUCUGUUCUCCUUCACCAGUUUAACAGAUGGAACAACAACAGGUCACAUGUUUCUAUUUACCUUGUGUUCUUUUUUAAUUUUCUACAGAUCUGAGAUCAUUUUUAAAUUAUUAUAUACUAAUGUAUUUGGCUGAACUCUGGUAUCAGGUUUUCUCCCUUAUCCUUGAUGUGGAUUAUGCAAUACCAAGCUAGCUCAAAUGGUCGGUGUGAGUUAGCCAUUCUGUUUUCAGCUCUGAUAUCCGUCAUGGUUGUUGAAGGUCAAAGACCAGAGCCAGGCUCUGUGUGUGUCUGGACUGACCAGGACCAGGCUCUGUGUGUGUCUGGACUGACCAGGACCAGGCUCUGUGUGUGUCUGGACUGACCAGAGCCAGGCUCUGUGUGUGUCUGGACUGACCAGGA
This is a messenger RNA of Oncorhynchus gorbuscha (pink salmon), 2522 nucleotides long. RefSeq names its product activating transcription factor 6 (gene atf6). NCBI's taxonomy places the organism in Eukaryota, Metazoa, Chordata, Actinopteri, Salmoniformes, Salmonidae. The transcript is spliced from 17 exons. The record is from RefSeq and is a predicted model, not a curated record. Bases 154 to 2040 code for a protein of 628 amino acids. Gene Ontology annotation, biological process: regulation of transcription by RNA polymerase II; endoplasmic reticulum unfolded protein response. Gene Ontology annotation, cellular component: nucleus. Gene Ontology annotation, molecular function: DNA-binding transcription factor activity, RNA polymerase II-specific; RNA polymerase II cis-regulatory region sequence-specific DNA binding.